CAGGCAGUAUCCCCUUUCUCUCUCUAAAUUGUUCUUCUUCUUCUUUAUUUUUUUUAUUGGGCAAUCAAUCCUCUGAUAUAGGAAGAAAAUAAGAACACAAGUUUACCCACAAAGUUGGACAAUAAAAGUUUCAGUCUUUCGAGAAUAAUAAACCCCCCCAAUCAUCUGUCCUUUCGAUCCAUUUUAAUCUUCUUUAUUUAGAUUACAUCAAAAAGGAUACACCAGUCAGUAAUUACUACUACCCUCCAAUCAUCCUUGUCGGUUGGAAUGUCUGGCGGCGGCGCCGGCGGUGGAUGUAGCAUAGUAUGGUUCAGAAGGGAUCUAAGGGUAGAAGAUAACCCAGCACUGGCUGCAGGAGUUAGAGCAGGAGCGAUUGUAGCAGUUUUCAUAUGGGCACCUGAAGAAGAAGGCCAUUAUUACCCAGGAAGAGUUUCAAGGUGGUGGCUAAAACACAGUUUGGAUCAUCUCGAUUCUUCUUUGAGAAGUCUUGGCACUUGUCUAAUUACUAAGAGAUCCACUGAUUCGAUCUCAUCUCUCAUCGAGAUUCUCAAAUCUACUGGCGCUACCCAGCUUCUAUUCAAUCAUUUAUACGAUCCAUUAUCGCUUGUUAGGGAUCACAGAGUUAAAGAAGUCUUAACUGCUCAAGGGAUAAUCGUCCGAUCUUACAACUCCGAUUUACUCUAUGAACCAUGGGAAGUUAAUGACAAAUUAGGUCGCCCUUUUACAUCUUUUACUGCUUUCUGGGAAAGAUGUCUUUCCAUGCCUUAUGAUCCUGAAGCUCCAUUGCUCCCACCUAAGAGGAUAAUCUCAGGUGAUAUCUCAAGAUGCCCUUCAGAUAAUCUAGCAUUUGAAGAUGAAUUAGAGAAAGGAAGCAAUGCUCUUCUAGCUAGAGCAUGGUCACCUGGUUGGAGUAAUGCAGACAAAGCUCUAACAACUUUUAUCAAUGGACGUCUCCUUCAUUAUUCUCUAAACCGUAAGAAAGCAGAUAGCAAAACGACUUCUUUCCUUUCUCCCUAUUUGCAUUUUGGGGAAAUCAGCGUUCGUAAAGUCUUCCAUCUCUUUCGGAUAAAGCAAGUUUUAUGGGCAAACGAGGGAAACAAGGAUGGUGAAGAAAGUGUUAAUCUUUUCCUUAAGUCAAUUGGUUUAAGAGAAUAUUCAAGAUACAUGAGUUUUAACCAUCCUUAUAGCCAUGAAAGGCCUCUUCUUGGGCAUCUUAAGUUUUUCCCAUGGGUUGUAGAUGAAGGUUAUUUCAAGGCAUGGAGACAAGGUAGAACCGGUUAUCCUUUGGUUGAUGCAGGUAUGCGAGAAUUGUGGGCUACAGGUUGGCUGCAUGAUCGGAUUCGUGUUGUUGUCUCUAGUUUCUUCGUUAAAGUUUUGCAACUUCCGUGGAGAUGGGGGAUGAAGUAUUUUUGGGAUACCUUAUUAGAUGCUGAUCUCGAGAGUGAUGCUCUUGGUUGGCAGUAUAUCUCUGGUUCGCUUCCUGAUAGUCGCGAAUUAGACCGGAUUGACAAUCCUCAGUUUGAAGGUUACAAAUUUGAUCCAAAUGGUGAAUACGUUCGAAGAUGGCUUCCUGAACUCGCUAGAUUACCUACCGAAUGGAUACACCAUCCAUGGAAUGCCCCGGAAUCGGUUCUCCAAGCAGCGGGCAUUGAGCUCGGUUCCAAUUAUCCACUUCCAAUCAUACAAAUAGAUAUCGCGAAAGCCAGGCUACAAGAGGCGCUUUCGGAGAUGUGGCAACUCGAAGCUGCUUCACGAGCUGCUGCUGAAAACGGAACAGAAGAAGGACUAGGAGAUUCAGAACCCAUAGCAUUUCCUCAAGGAAACCAAAUGGACGUCGACAUUCAACAACCAGCCAGAAACAACAACAACAAUGUCUUGAAUACUACUAAUAUUCGACGGUACGAAGAUCAGAUGGUUCCGAGCAUGACAUCAUCGUUUAUACGAUUCGAAGAGGAAGAAACAUCUUUGGACGUGCGCAAUUCUGUUGAUAGUCGAGCUGAAGUGCCCAGAAACGUCCGUGUGAAUCAAGAACAGAGAACAACUGAAGUGAUGAACAACCCGCGGUUCAAUAUUCAUAGAGGUUUGCAGUUUUUGGAAGAUUCCGCAACUGAAUCUUCUUCUACUAGUAGCGUUCGUCGAGACGGGGGUGUGGUUCCCAUUUGGUCACCGGCAACUCCUAGUUACUCCGAACAAUAUGUGGGCGAAGAAAACGGUAUUAUUGCCUCUACUACCUCAAUCGCAUACAGAAGCCUCCAUAGUCCAAUCAACUGAAGGAUGGUCUUUACUCGACUAUGUAAAGGCGAACAAAACUGGAACAAUGUUACAUAUAAUCAGUAUCGAAUUGUCUGGUGAGAAGUUGACGACGGUUGAGAUUGAAUUCUCAUCAUGGUGUCGCUACCCAGGCUUGAUUCGUUUCGUCCUCUCUUUAUAUACAAUGCCCCGAGCAUUGCUGUAUAGUAACUAUAUAUUUCUAGUGAGAAACAAAAGAGAGAAGGGAUCGGGUCACUACGGGGAAUAUGUAAAUCCUCACAAAUAAAUACUAUUGCUUCUUAAUUUGAGCAAGUUUUGGAACGAAGUAAUCUUCUUGGUCGAUAACUUUUGUAUAUUAAUGUUUCAGAUUUGUGAUAAAUUUACGGAGAUAAUAUGUUAUUUCGGACUAACUAGAAUGUUUUGAUUUGAAAUUAUGUUCAAAUACACAUUAAUACUAUGUUAUCUUACCAACUUAACUUGA
Molecule: messenger RNA, 2731 nt
Organism: Impatiens glandulifera
Lineage: Eukaryota; Viridiplantae; Streptophyta; Magnoliopsida; Ericales; Balsaminaceae
Product: cryptochrome-1-like
Exons: 5
Coding region: 268-2271 (667 amino acids)
Biological process (GO): circadian regulation of gene expression; blue light signaling pathway; entrainment of circadian clock by photoperiod
Cellular component (GO): nucleus; cytoplasm
Molecular function (GO): blue light photoreceptor activity; DNA binding; FAD binding
Source: RefSeq, a predicted model, not a curated record